This is a messenger RNA of Durusdinium trenchii, 1431 nucleotides long. The record is from the annotation of a GenBank genome assembly. Lineage: Eukaryota; Dinophyceae; Suessiales; Symbiodiniaceae.
AUGAAGUUGAGCACUCAUCUCAAGGACACUGCUUUACUUCGAGGUGUUGGUUUAGUCGAGAUUCUGCAAAGUGCUGGAAGGCAUUUCCGAUCCUCCGCGCUCUCCAACAGUGCAGAAGCUGAUGUUCUUUACGAGAAGUCCAUGCCUGUGCAAAGGAUUGACUAUUUCAUCAGCCAUUGCUGGAGCGAUGGCAGAGUUGGCAAGGUGUACGCUUUAUGGAUCCAUAGCAACUUGACGCCAGCGAUGCUGAUUUCUACCGUUGUGGCGACCACAUGCACAGUGCUGUGCCGUGUGCGGAUUUUGCCCGUGGUGACUCCGGCUAGCUUGGACUUUUCCUUCUUUCCUUGGGCGCUACUGCUGGGAUUCUCAUCAUUCUUUCUGGUCCUGGGAUGUUGGCAACAUGUUCAGAAGCGCUUUGGCUCGCAAGCCUUCUAUUUUCUGGACAAGUUCUGUGUGCACCAAACAGAUCUUGAGCUGAAGCAUGCUGGGGUGGCUUCUUUUGCGGCUUUUGUGGCAUUGUCCGAGCGUGUUUUGGUGCUUUGGAGCCCAAGAUACUUCGAGAGAUUGUGGUGCAUGCUGGAACAAGAACAUGCUUUCAACACAGAAAUUGCAGCUUUCGUCAAGACCCAUGCGACUGACAGCAAGACGGCACUUCCUUUGGAUUUUCUCCCCUUGCAGCUUGCGAAGCUGAGCUUCUACCUUUGGUUGACUGGCUUUUUGGUCCACGUUGCCGUCCAGGUGAAUACCACGAUGAACAAACCUGUGCCUGACAUUUAUUUCAUCGCUGGAACCAUGUUAGUGGCCGCCUAUUUUCAAAUCGACGCCUUUCGGCAAUACGCGGUAGACCGCUCGUCCCUGGAGCAGCAGCUGCGGAGCUUUUCAGUGCAAAGCGCCAUGUGCUCGGACCUACAAGACCGAAGCACCAUUGAGAAGACCAUCUUGGGUUGGUUUGAUACAGAUGACAUAGAAGUUUGCAAUCGCCACAUCCGAGAAGUUAUCAGUGACCAGGUCAUGGCAUCCUUGGGACCAGCGAAACAUUAUCCAAGCCAUAUGUUGGCACCACUCUUCCUACUUCACAUCUUUGUGAAUGCCGAUUAUGCUUCCGGUACUUGGUACGAUGUUGACACCUUCUGGAGGGUCAUGGGACCUUUGCUGGGCUUUGGAAUUUGGAUGCUGGUCAUGGUACCAUUGUCCUUUCGGCUUGCUCAUGGUUUUUCCACCAAGUGCCGCUUCAGGUGGGGGUCCGUUUCAGGUGGGUGCGCCGAAAAGGUGCUGGUCACACUGGGCUGGCUUGGAGGUUGGUAUGUAAACUAUUUCUUUGUUGGCUUUCAACUGGUGCCUGCGUGGUUGGCGAUCUUGCUGCUAUGCAUGGAGUGUCUUCUGUUUGUUCUGCUACAAAGAGCUUCGUUUCGCAGCUGUGCAACUUGGUGA